AUGACGCCGGCUACACGCCUAGCUCCUCCACGACCUCCAAUGCCACCUGAAGGCGCCGCAAGCCACGCAAAGUAUUCUUCAGCAGGCCUCUGGCAUGACGAUGCCUUGCGGCGACGUCCCGCUCAUUCACUCCCGCUUCUGUCUACACCAUCGCAGCCUCCAAUGUCGCCUUCGAGCCCUCGACCGAGAACGCUCCGUCGACUCCCACAUAUCCGGAAUAAGGCGUUGACUUCGCGCUUCUUCGGCUUGAGCUGGCCUCUUGCUCCGGAUCCUCGACGG
Ilex paraguariensis (yerba mate) is the source of this 279-nucleotide messenger RNA. The record is from the annotation of a GenBank genome assembly. NCBI's taxonomy places the organism in Eukaryota, Viridiplantae, Streptophyta, Magnoliopsida, Aquifoliales, Aquifoliaceae.